AUGCCACACUACAUCACUCUUGCAACAUGCUCUCUCAACCAAUGGGCAAUGGAUUUUGAGGGGAACAGAGAUAGAAUUGUCGAAUCUAUUGUAAUUGCAAAAGAGAGAGGAGCAUCAAUGCGGGUUGGUCCUGAAUUAGAGGUGCCAGGAUAUGGUUGUUUAGAUCAUUUCCUUGAAAAUGAUACAUAUCUGCAAUCAUGGGAAAUGUACUCAACAAUUUUGAGUAAUCCAGAUACGUACGGUAUUUUGCUAGAUAUCGGUAUGCCUGUUAUUCACAAGAAUCGCCGUUAUAAUUGCAGAAUAUUAUCUUACGAUGGUAAGAUUUUACUCAUUAGACCUAAGAUAUUUUUAGCAAACGAUGGAAACUAUAGAGAAAUGAGGUAUUUUACACCUUGGUUGAAAACACAAUAUGUGGAGGACUUUAACUUGCCCGUUUUGAUUAAGAAGGUGACUAAUCAGGAGGUUGUAAGAUUUGGAGAUUUGGUGAUCAGCACUCUAGAUACUGUUAUUGGUUGUGAAACGUGUGAGGAAAUGUUUACUCCACAAGCUCCGCAUGUCUCUUUAUCCUUAGACGGUGUUGAGAUCAUUACCAAUUCUUCAGGAUCCCACCAUGAGCUGAGAAAAUUGAACACCAGAGUCUCAUUAAUUAUGGAAGCUACGAGAAAGUGUGGUGGUGUCUACUUAUACUCAAAUCAAAAGGGAUGUGAUGGUGAUCGGUUAUAUUACGACGGUUGUGCUAUGAUCGUAUGUAAUGGUGAAAUUUUGGCCCAAGGAAAGCAAUUUUCUUUGGAUGAUGUUGAAGUUUUAACUGCAGUAAUUGACUUGGAAGAUGUUAGAGCAUAUCGGGCUUUAGCUUCUCAUGGAAUUCAGAGCAGACUAUCUCCUGUUUAUGAAAGAAAACAUCUUGAUGUUGAGCUUUCUCCAGAUUCAAUGAAUUUUGAUAUUACGGUUGAACCUACCGCUCCAAGACCAUGUUUUUAUCACCUGCCAGAGGAAGAAAUUGCCUUAGGACCAGCGUGCUGGUUAUGGGAUUAUUUGCGUCGCUGUAAAGGUGCUGGAUUUUUUCUGCCAUUAAGUGGAGGAAUUGAUAGUUGUGCCACUGCUGUGAUUGUCUAUUCGAUGUGCAGAUUGGUCAUUGAAGCAUGUGAUGCAGGAAAUGAACAAGUAAAAAAAGAUGUCAAGCUAGUUACUAGAGAUGAAAAUGAUGAUAACUUUCCAAAGACUCCACAAGAAUUAGCAAAUAAAAUAUUUCAUACCUGCUUCAUGGGUACCUCCAAUUCUUCAGAAGAAACAAAAGGUAGAGCCUUAGAAUUAAGUAAAAAGAUUGGUUCUUAUCAUGUUAAUCUAAACAUGGACACAGUAGUUAGUUCUAUCAUCUCAUUGUUUGAGGUUACUACAGGUAAGAAGCCUAUAUACAAGAUUUUUGGAGGGUCAAAUAUUGAAAACUUAGCAUUGCAAAACAUUCAGGCUAGGUUACGUAUGGUUUUAGCAUACCUGUUUGCACAACUCUUACCAUGGACUAGGGGCAAAAAAGAUGUUGGUGGAUUACUAGUCUUAGGUUCGGCUAAUGUCGAUGAGCAGCUUCGGGGGUAUUUAACCAAAUAUGAUUGCUCAUCUGCAGACAUCAAUCCAAUAGGUGGUAUUUCCAAGAAUGACUUGAAGAGAUUCAUUACAUGGUCUACUAAAAGUUUACAGUUACCUAUACUUAAGUCAUUCGUUGAUGCAACGCCAACCGCAGAAUUGGAGCCAGUCACAAAAGAGUAUGUGCAGUCGGAUGAAGCAGACAUGGGAUUUACAUAUGAUGAGCUAAGUGUGAUGGGCAGACUCCGUAAAGUGGAAAAAUGUGGACCGUACUCGAUGUUCAUCAAGUUGCUACAUAUAUGGAAAGAUAAGAAAACGCCAGAGGAGAUUGCAACAAAGGUGAACAGCUUUUUCUGGUACUAUAGUGUUAAUAGACACAAGCAAACGGUUAGCACUCCUUCUUAUCAUGCAGAGCAAUAUUCCCCAGAUGACAAUAGGUUUGAUUUGAGACCGUUUUUGAUUGAUCCACGCUUUUCUUGGGGCAGACAUAAGAUAUCAAGUGUUUUAGACAAAAUGAAAGCCAAUGAAAAGAUCGAUACGAUGACUGUAGAUUAA
Molecule: messenger RNA, 2136 nt
Organism: Pichia membranifaciens NRRL Y-2026
Lineage: Eukaryota; Fungi; Ascomycota; Pichiomycetes; Pichiales; Pichiaceae
Exons: 1
Coding region: 1-2136 (711 amino acids)
Biological process (GO): NAD+ biosynthetic process
Cellular component (GO): cytoplasm
Molecular function (GO): NAD+ synthase (glutamine-hydrolyzing) activity; glutaminase activity; ATP binding
Source: RefSeq, a predicted model, not a curated record